AGCUACAAGGGUCCGCCCAUCACCUUACCGAUAGACCCAAUGGUCAGGCCCAUAAGGCUUAAAGCGAGGCGCGUCCCGUUCGCCCUUAAGCCUAAAAUAGAGGCAGAACUGGACCGCCUAACAGCCCAGGGCGUCCUAGAACCUGUAACGUAUGCGGAAUGGGAGACCCCCAUAGUAACGCCAGUAAAACCCAACGGGGAGGUUAGGAUCUGCGCUGACUACAAGUGCACGAUCAAUAAGGCGCUGCAAGACAACCCCUACCCAGUCCCGGUGGUUAGCCACGUCCUCGCAGCACUAGCCGGGGCGAGGGUUUUUGGAAAGCUGGACUUAGCACAAGCAUACCAGCAACUGCCGGUCGACGCUAAGACAGCGGAGGCGCAGACGAUCGUGACCCACAGGGGCGCGUUCAGGGUUAAACGGCUGCAGUUCGGGGUCAGUGUAGCUCCGGGGAUAUUCCAGAGCAUAAUGGACUCUCUCUUGAAAGGGAUCCCCGGAGUUCAACCCUUCUUUGACGACGUUUUAAUCGCCGCCCCCACCGAAGGAGAGUUCAGCUGCCGCCUGCGAGAGGUCCUCAGACGGUUCCAAGCGGCGGGGCUGCGAGUCAAAAAGGAGAAAUGUUUGUUGGGUGUUCCGCGAGUGGAGUUCCUGGGGUUCGCCGUGGACGCGGCUGGAAUUCACCCGACGGCGGACAAGACCAGGGCCAUAGUCCAGGCCCCUGCCCCCAAAUGCAAGGCAGAACUACAGACCGCGGCGUUCCAGGCAGUGAAAGAUCUCUUGGUCUCUAACGCGGUACUUCAUCACUACGAUGAAAACCUACCCCUGAUCCUGGCUUGCGACGCCUCCCCCUACGGAGUAGGAGCGGUCUUAGGGCACCAACUCCCGGACGGGAGAGAGGCGCCGAUCGCUUACUACUCCCGGACUCUGUCCCCAGCCGAGCGGAACUACGCCCAGAUCGAUAAGGAGGCCCUGGCGAUCGUGGCGGGGGUGCAAAAGUUCAACGACUACCUCUACGGUAGGCGUUUCACCAUCGCCACUGAUCACAAGCCGCUCCUCGGCCUCCUAGCCCCCGAUCGUCAGACCCCCCAGAUUCUGUCUCAGAGGGUUUUAAGGUGGAACCAGUUCCUGAAUUCAUACACUUACGCUCUGAUACACCGCCCCGGUAAAGCAAUGGGUCACGCAGAUGCCCUCAGCCGCCUGCCGCUGCCCACAACGGACCCAGAUCCCGCCCCGGCACACGGGGUGAUGCUCAUUGAGACGCUCCCCGAGCGCCCACUGCACGCGGACGAGGUGGCUCGGGCGACUGGGAGAGACCGCAUCCUCGCACGGGUCAGGGACUGGGUGGGAAGGGGGUGGCCCUCGGGCAAGGUGGAAGAAGCAUUUCGGCCGUUCGCGUCCAGGAAGGACGAGCUAUCGACACACAAGGGGUGCAUACUCUGGGGGAGCCGGGUGGUGGUGCCCCCCCCCCUGCGCAGACAGGUAUUGGAGGAUCUCCACGAGACCCACCCGGGCAUCGUGAGAAUGAAAGCCCUGGCCCGGAGCUACGUGUGGUGGCCGGGCAUGGAUGAGGAAAUAGAGGGGUGGGUAAGAAGGUGCCAACCAUGCCAGGAGUCCAGACCCAAUCUGCCGUCCGCCCCGGUCCACAGGUGGGAGUCGAACGGGCGGCCGUGGUCCCGCCUCCAUGUGGAUUUCGCGGGGCCGUAUCAGGGCCAGAUCUUCUUUAUACUUGUGGACGCAUAUACAAAAUGGCUAGAGGUUAUCCCGGUGGCCUCGACCUCCACCGCAGCAGCAGUCAGGGCGCUCAGAAGGGUCCUCUGCACACACGGGAUCCCUGACACCCUGGUGACGGACAACGGCACGGCAUUCACCUCCCGGGAAUUCCGGGAGUUCACCGACCGGUACCUCAUCAGGCACAUAAGGUCCACCCCAUUCCACCCAGCCACCAACGGCCAGGCGGAGCGCAUGGUGCGGACCACCAAAGAGGCCCUUGGCCGUAUAGUACAUGGGGAUUGGGACCACCGCCUCUCAGCAUUCCUGUUCCACAACAGGAUCACCCCAAACCCUGUAACCGGUUUCAGCCCCGCAGAACUGCUCAUGGGGAGGAAACUGACCACUCGACUAGAUAGGCUACAC
Messenger RNA from Heteronotia binoei (common prickly gecko), 2130 nucleotides. RefSeq lists its product as uncharacterized. Gene Ontology annotation, molecular function: nucleic acid binding. The record is from RefSeq and is a predicted model, not a curated record. Gene Ontology annotation, biological process: DNA integration. NCBI's taxonomy places the organism in Eukaryota, Metazoa, Chordata, Lepidosauria, Squamata, Gekkonidae.